Ixodes scapularis (black-legged tick) is the source of this 6582-nucleotide messenger RNA. It is a transcript of the gene Reps, whose product is annotated as ralBP1-associated Eps domain-containing protein 1. The record is from RefSeq and is a predicted model, not a curated record. Gene Ontology annotation, biological process: endosomal transport; endocytosis. Gene Ontology annotation, cellular component: cytoplasm; plasma membrane. The transcript has 21 exons. Gene Ontology annotation, molecular function: calcium ion binding; protein binding. Bases 452 to 2563 code for a protein of 703 amino acids. Lineage: Eukaryota; Metazoa; Arthropoda; Arachnida; Ixodida; Ixodidae.
UGGCCGAGGAUCAUGGGAUACCGUGUUAUGGAACUCAAAAACAUCUUUUCCGCAGUUUAAAAUCCAAUAUUUAUUUAGAUAAUUCCGAAUUUCAAUUCUGUUACAUAAAUUUAUUUAUAAAUCAUUUAUGUGACUCGAGUUUGUUAUAUCUUGCUUACUAUAAUCACGCGUAAAAAUGGAUACAUGCAAGUGUUACUUUUAUUAUUUUUUGUUUUUUAUGUUGUGUGCAAUGCAAAAGAAGUGGGCGAGUGAUGUGGGCACCGCCGUAGAAGAAGAAGGAUGGGGUAGUCGCGCGGUCUACGUUUUUUUUUCUUACUAAAUUUCGGAAGGAUAAAGCUUAUUGGUGACUCGUCGUUAUCCCACGACAAGCGAGGGAUGCCGUCAUCACAUCUCUGACCGUGUACCUGUGCUCUUGACAAGUGCCCCGAUCGCCGGCUUCGUCCCGGUUAGAAUGGAGAAUCUAGGACUGAAACUAAACGAAGCCGAACACAGGUACUUCGCCGAGUUGUUUGCGGCAUACGAUGUGGACAACCAGGAUAAAGUGUCCGGUUCGAAGGCAUCGGAACUGUUGUUGGCGACGCAACUACCGACAGAAGUGCUGCAGCAGAUCACGGAGGUGUGCGGAGCCAAGCGCCUGGGCCACUUUGGUCGCCCCCAGUUCUACCUGGCAAUGAAGCUGAUUGGCGCAGCCCAGGCGGGCCUCCCUAUCAAGCUCGACAUUGUCUCCUCUGGGGUUGAAGUCCCACUCCCGAAGUUCUACAGGAGCAAUGAAGUCGGCCAGCCCACCCAGCUGCCACCCCCUCCCUCUGCCAAGAGUCACAACAAAACGUCCAGGCAGUCCAGCCUCAAGGACCUGGAGACCUCUCCUCAGCACCAGCCCUUCUCCCAGGCCGCUCCCAACUACACCUUUGUCCCACCACCACCAAGAGGCUCGAGGGACUCCUCUCCAGACGGGCAGACAUCUGACAAGACGUGGACAAGGUUUCAUCAACCAGGGGAGAGGCAGCUAAACUGGAGUCACUUCGAAGAGCAUCGGCAGCUACUGGGCAACGAAGAAGACAGCAGUGACCGUCACUCUAGUGAUGAGGAACAUGACAUUUGGAGCAUUGCUGAUGACCAGAGGGACUACUACACUAACCAGUUUCAAGCCAUGCAGCCCGACCUCCGUGGAAAGAUCACUGGUGCAAUAGCCAAGGAGUUCUUUGAGAAGUCCAAGUUACCAGUGCAUGAAUUGUCUAAAAUCUGGCAACUGUCGGACAUUGACAAGGAUGGUGCCCUGAGCAUCGAGGAAUUCCGCACGGCCAUGCACCUUGUGGUCCUGAGGAGAAACAGCAUCGAGCUCCCCGAAGUGCUGCCCCCGUCCCUCGUGCCCAAGCUGCCCCAAAAACCCGUGGACGUGGUAGAUGCGAGCGGACAUCAGGCUCCUUCCCACCCUGCUCCCAUCCCGAGGCCGCGGAGCCACAGCCCCCCUCUGAAGGAGCCCUUGUCGCCCCAGAACAAAGAGUGGACCAAGUUCAACGAUUCGCCCACCAGCACAGUCUCCUCGCCCAGCAUGAAGCCGGUGAAUUUCGAUUUCUCAACGGCCUCUGUCGAACAGGACCCAAGAAUUUUACAUCCAGUAGCAAGACGCGUCUCGCCGGAUGGUCACGCCAUCCCUUACACCAGUGAACAAGAAAAGCCACCUAUAUCUGCAGAUGCUUGCGGAGAUUGCAAGGGAGGUGCCACGCAGAAGAACAUUGUCAAGAGGUUGCCUGGCUCUUCUGCAACCUUGCCCAUGGUUCCCCAACAGACUCUGGCAUACGUUGUAACCACAGAGGUGUCCGGAGAUGUCGCUGCAAACUCGUUUUCAGGAGCAGUGACCGGAGCCCCGACCCUGGCCGGGUCCCAGGGGCAGCUGUCCCUCCCCCAGGGGCCCAAGAAGGAGCCUCCUCCUCCCCCACCUCCCAGGCCCAAGCGCAACCACGCUAGGAGCUCCUCCCUCGACCUCAACCGGCUCGGGAAGUCAAACCCCCAGAACCUCGGAGCACCGCCCGCAGUUCCUCCGAGGGUGUCACCUGGAAAUGUAUCCAAGAGCAUCACCGGCGACGUGCCGUCGGGAAUGGACUUCGCCGACUUCGACCAUUUUGCGGAAUCUCGCAGCGACGUUGCCGCCGGCCCACCGUCGCAACAUCAGUUUCAACCUGGAGCAUUUGAAGUGUAUAAAAAGCCAACCUCGGCCGAAGAACUUGCAGCGUCUCCCUUUUUAUCGGAGUCGAGCUACUCUGACGACGAGGAGUCUAGUCCAGCUCCGACAGAUGACAGUGCAAUGUUGCUAGUCGACCAGACAGACGGAAGUGCCGAGAAAAAGAAGCACCGCACCGCUCCCCUAGCCAUGGCGGCCACCGAAAUGAAGACCAUUCCGAACGAAAAAUGGGAGCUGCACCAGGCAGUGCGGGCUCACCGAGAGCGCAACAACAUGCUGGUGCUGCUCAACAGCGAGCUGAACCAGGAGCUGAUGGAGGCCACCGAAGAGCGCCUCUCCCUCGAGAUACAGCUAGAGAACCUCAAGCCGUUCUCCUGCUGAUGGACGCCAGUCUAGAACCGUUGCCGUUGUUGCUGCUGCUGCUGCCAGUGGACGGGCAGUUUCGGCUCUUUCCUUAUUUUUUUUAUUUUUGCUUUUCUCUCCAUCCUCAAAAUUUGCCGAGUCCCGUUUGGAAUCUGUUUCGUGUCGAGCGGCAUGAGGUGCAAAGUCAAAUUUGGGCGAGCCUCGGUCCGGCGGGCGUAUAUUUAAAUGGAACGAAGAAAUAAAGGCUCCGUUGCUCCGGUUUGCAAUGUUUUUCUUUAAUGUUCAGAUCUGUUCACUAAGGCUAAUGCUUUUUUCUAACAUUUUUUCUAGCAUGGCUCAGAGGUCGGCUUUUUUAGAGCUGCGAUUAAUGAGGCUUUAUUCUGUCGAUUUUUAGAAAUGUGCCAGUUUUGAACAUAGAUUGUGGGUUAAGUGUGAGGUCUUUUUUGUUUUGUUUUUGUUGGCCAACUUUCUCAGAUUGGUCUGUCAUUGCUGACAUUAAAUUAAGCUGGCUCCAAGCCUAUGUUCAUGCAAUCGUAACAGUCGGGUUUAUUUGAGAAAGUUAAAGUUCCUGACUUUUUCAGCCUUGGUCUGAAUGUCUUCUGUUGUCCCUUUGAUUGGCGGGACAAAUGUGAAAAAUGUCACCUUUUUAUGUUGUGGUAAGUGUGCUCAAAGUGAAGUAAAAGAAUGCUGCAUCAUUUGUUACCUCAAUAGCACAUAGGGGGCAGGAGCUUCUUUUCAGUCUGCUGUGGGGACCGUGAGCGGCACAGUGCCAUUGUAUACCAUCUGCAUGCACCUAUUUGUGAUUAUGAUGCAUUGGAUGGAUUUGCUGUUUGGCUUUGUUUACAAGUUUGCGUUCGUAAGUCGUAAUAGACUAGUUGAUCACUUGGGAGUUUGACAUGCAAAAACCAGCUUUGCGUAGGCUUGUUUUUUUUUUUACCUCAGAGACAUAAUGCCAGUCUGUCUGUAUGAAGUAUAUAUAUUGUCCGUUAUGGCAUAAGUUGCUAAGCAAGAAACGGUCUUCAUUUCUACCAGAGGUUGUAUACAUACCAUGUGUCUUGCAGAUAUAUCAAUGGUGGCAGGUAUUGCAAAUGCUUUGGGUUUUUUUUUUAAUGUUAUUUGGAGAUUACACAUCGCAGGCACCUUUUCCAUCCACAAACCAGUCAUGAGAUUAUUUUGUUUAAUAUAGUUGAAUUGGAUCAUUUCUUACAUAUCUUCCUAACUGAAAAAGCAUUUUUCUGGCUCUUUAAACUCCCUCUCACAUUGUGCCCAGCACAUGGGGCUGUAACUCCGGAGAAGGAUUUUUUUUUGUGUGUGAACGCUUGUGCAAGGAAAACAUUUCCUAAAGCUAUGUGCCUGUGGAGUGUUGCAGGGACGUAGUGUAAAAGCUUUUAAGCUAGAGUGAUUGAAGGGCUGUGGGCAAGAAUCUUUAAAUUGUGAAAAUUAAAGUUAGUCUGUGAUUUCGGUUUAUCUAGUUAAGGUAAAGCUGUUGUGGAAAUGUAAGGCAUAUCUAAGGGUAAACAUGCGGAAUUUAAGGGAGCUUCUGAAAUGGUGCACAACAUGGCUCAAGCACUUGGAAAAGAGAAGCAUAUCUCAUUCAUGGCUUUUGCUGUUAUGGAAUGGUUCAGCUCUUAGUGGGACUUCUCAACCAUUAGUUAAGAAACAUCUUUGAUCCCCCAUUAAGUGGGCAUAAUAAUUAAUGUGGCUUACAAUAUCCUGAGUGUAACAGCGUUUGAAGCAACUGUUUCAUGGUCCUGUGGUGACCCUCUGUGGUUUCUUUGGGGGAUGUUGGAUCUAUGCGGCUGAUCCUUCUAUCUUAUGAAAGCUAUAAACGUCAACAUGAAACAUAAGUUCUUUUUGCUAUAGCAAUAUGCUCACUGUUGAGGGAGAUUAAUGCACAUAAAAAUCCUGUAGCCAUUGAGAAAAGGAGAGUUAGCUUGGUUAUCCUAUGCUUCUGCACGAUUACAUUCAGACAUUGAAAGGAAACGGCUUAAAAAUUUUACGAUACAUUGAAUGAGUAAUGUAAAUCUUGUAUAAAGGUGGUUUUAAAGCUUUGCUGAAAAUGUAUUUUACAGUGUUGGGUAUGCCACUCAUUCUUGAGCAUGCUAUUUUUGCCUUGUUCUGAUUCUAACAUACACAAAAGUAUAUCAACUGUUUCACCUUGCAGUAGUACUGGAACCAAAUCUACAGGCAUGCACGUCUCGUUCUGGUAGGCGUUUCCACUCGAGCAGCCGAGGUGCGCUUUAAACCUAGGUGGUCGCACUGCAGUUUUAAUUCCACUAGUACUGCCAGAAGAUUGAAACAAGAAUACACGAGUUCAAGCAGAACAUCUGGCCGCCUCUGUGUGUGCUCAUGUGAGCAAGCACAUGUGAUUGCAAGCCUGCCAAGGUUAGUUUCAUGUGGAUGCAGCUUGGGCUUGCACGUUUGGGGCACCAGCCGAGAUGACAUGCUUGCAAUUGUUCAUAAAGGUUUCCUUGUGUUUGUAUCAUCUGCUUUCAAGGAAUGAAACUAAUCCAUAUAUUGAGUGGUAUAAAACUGAAUAGAUGUUUUGUUUCUUUUUCAUAAUAGUCGAACCAUGCUGUCGCUUUCAUUCAGAAAAUAAUGCAGCAUUUAUGCCAUUUGUAGUUAUUACUUUUGUUUCUGUAAGGAGUUUCAUAAUGGGGCGCCUUCGAAUUCAUAAUUAGUUCUGCUUGAAUCACGCUGGAUAGAGAAAUAACAAGGAACCUGAAGCUGUUCAUCAGAUAGCUAAAGGUCCAAUGUCGAACUAACUUUUCUUGAGAAAGGUUUUCUAGAAGUUUUGCCCACAGCCCUUGUGACUAGAUUCCACAGAAAUGCCAAACAUGUUCUUGAUUUUGGAACUCGCCACUGUACUGUGAAGUUCCGAUGAUGUGCAAUGCGCUUGUUGCAGGCAUUAGCAGCUCGUUGUGUAAGUUUGGCAGUUUGUUUUUGUCUGCUUUGCGCGUUUGUUUUUCUUUGGUUGGAAUGUAUUUUUGAACAAGUGUUUUGCACAAGUUUUGAAGAGGACUGUUCUCAGAAAAAUAUAUUGACAGAGGUCUUUUCUGACACAAUUUCUAAACAUUGCUUCAGGAUUUAAUUUUGGUUCAUAAAGAACAAUAUAAUGCCAUCUGGAAAGAGUGCUGGCAAGGUUCAGUCAGCUAUUUUGAAUGUCUCGGAGAAAACAGAGGAGCUAUUUUCUUUCUUAGGCCCGACUUGCACUUGGAGGCUGUCAUCUGACCAUGCUGAUAUAAGCUGUUAGUAUUUUAAUGGCAGUAGGAGAAUGUUGCUGCCUAAAACGGUUCAGCUCUUUUUCUACAUGUUUCUUUUACCUCCAUUUCUAUUUCAGAAUUAACAUUUGUCUGAGACUUGUUCAACUGUUGUGUUACUAUUUUUUGUGUCUAACUAAGAAAACUGAAACAAUAUGGACACGGAUAAGCACCUCCGUACCUUAUUGCUGGAACGCGAAGGAUGCAGCCGAGUUGAGUGGCAUCUUCAUAUACACCUCAAUAUGCGCUUACCAUUCUCUGAUGAGAGUAGUGAUAUGUACAUAUUAGACAUGUAAAAAAAAAAAUGAAAAUGCAGAAGCUGUACAAAGGCUCGAAUAUAUAUAGCAUAUAUGCAAUACGCCUGUGUGCAUAUAUGGUGUAUGACGGUAUAUAUGUAUAAAUAUUUUGACUUACAUGAGGCACUAAAGUGGUGCCUUGUUGUUGUCAUAUCCACGGCAGCUUGUUAACCGAUGGCCCUUUGAAAGAGAGAAAGAUGUGUUUUGAGGCGUUAUUUAGGAGUAUAUUUUGAUAGGAUUGGAUGUUUCAGGGUCCACUUUAAUGUAGUCAAGGCGUCGAGCACCAGAAGUUUGCUCUUAGUUGGUUGCCACAGUUGGUUCUUGAAUCUGUGUUUGUGUAAAACUUGUAGCUUUUCUUUUUUUCUUCAAUCUUGUUUCAUUGUUGAGGAAUUGUGUGCUUGUUGUGAGCGUGGCUGAAAGAUUUGUAUAGGCGUUGGUCGACUUGUUGGUGUGCAGAGGACAAUAAACGAGCCUGAAAGUA